GCGGUUGAAACCAGUUCUUCUCCUUGUUGCGCUGAGCUAAGCUGCUCACAAAUGUGGCGACGGGCAUUCCUUAUCGGCCUGAUGAGUGCUGUUAUAUUAUGGAUUAGCCGUGUGGAGAUACCGCUGCCGUACCCCGCGCAUCACUUCAUUUUCAAGGAUUUUGACCCCGCGCUGCUGCCCACCAACCCCAUGCCACUCGAGGGUCCGUACGCUCCGAAUGAGAUUCUCCGUAAGGGGCACCGCCUUUUCGAUGGUGUCAUUCAGUCCUCAGAGCACGUGGCCAUUUCUCCGGAAGGUAACCUCACGCUGAUUGACAAGUUUGGCUACGUCUACGAGGCCGCGCCAGCCACCAGUGUCCCCGGCGCCGUGUACCCCGAGGAGUGGGCUCCGGACCUCCCCCCCGUGGCCUACAUCGGCCCCGCGGGUCGCCCCCUGGGAUUCCACCACGACGGCGCGGGGAACCUCAUCAUAGCGGAUGCGCUCAAGGGGCUCCUCAAGUUGGAGCGGGGCACCCGGCGCCUCGAGCUGCUCACCAGCCGGGUGAGCCCUGAUGCGGCUGUGGCCCCGGGCAGCCCCAUCAACUACGUCAACGCACUGGACAUCGCGGAGGAUGGAACCAUCUACUUCAGCUCCUCGCAGGCGCGUCUGGGCACCCAUAAUCCCCGCAUCUAUGUGUCUGUGGUGCCCAUGUACCCGGGUACAUUGUGCGACGUCCCCGUGGGUCUGUCGCUGUUAAAGCCCGCCUUCUACGACACCUUCAGGUCGUACCUCCUGGGCCUGUACGGGGGUUCCAUCAGCGGUCGGCUGCUGAAGUACGAUCCAUCCACUCGCCGUACGGAGCAACUGGUUUCGGGGCUGUGGUUCGCCAACGGUGUGGCGCUGUCCGCUGACGAGUCCUUUGUGGUGGUUGUUGAGACGACCCGCGUGCGGGUGCACAGGCACUGGCUCAAGGGGCCCCGGGCGGGCACCACUGAAGUCCUCAUCGACCGGCUCCCCGGCUUCCCAGACGGGAUUGCACGCGCCUCCGACGGCAAUUUCUGGGUGGCGCUCGUGGCCCCGGUCACGUCCGUGCCCAAGCUGCUGCGGUUCAAGUUGGCGCGGGUCCUUCUGGCGAAUUUGCCCACAUGGAUAAAGCCUCCAGUGUCCAGAUGGGGCGCCGUACUAAAGAUCAGCCCGGAUGGCAAGCCGCUGCAGUUGCUCAUGGACCCCGACGGCAGCAAGAUUGGCUUUAUCUCGGCGGUUACGGAACACGACGGAAAGCUCUUCUUUGGCAACGUCAAGGAGGACUACGUGUCGUACUUCGACUUGCGAGAUGCUUCCCCGCUGAAGCAGCAAUAGCAGCUGUAGCAGCUGUAGUCGUCAUGUAGGCGAUGAUGCUGUUGCUUCUACCACUUCUACAGCUGUAGGGCAGCUGAGCGGUGUUUAGUUAUGCGCCAUGUUGCAGUCUGGACGGAUUGCGGCGUGGCGGCACGCAGAAGUGUCAUGCACCAUCCUUGCUCUCUGCGCCUUCCAUCCUGCGGUAUAUGUCUUGCGGUGAUGAGGGGCCGUAACUGUUUACUUCCAGUUGAGCUGAUGUGCUGUGCGGUUGUGGCGGAGAAAGGAGGAAAAGUGUUGUUUCAUGUGGAGUCGGUUUUAUUUUGAGCUCUUCGUGAGAGAAAGCGUCUCGGGAGAGGUCGUCUUGUCCAAGGAUCGCACAACCGUACGGCCGUACGGCAUUUCCUCCAGCCUUGCUUGGCACUACAUAUCUCCCAAGGGUUUAUGUGCAGAGCGGUGUGCAUUGAUCAUCAUUGUUUUGGAACAAUAGUUAUCUUGACCGCUGCUUGUGUGGCAAUGGUCUGUGUGUGUGUGUGUAUCGACAUUGUUCUUCUUUCGUUUCCUUCGUAACAUAUACGUGCAUAUCAUUGGGAUGGCGAUGGGUGCGGUCGCAUGCGUUCUUUGGGGUUCGUAAAUGAUUGCCGUGCGCACGGCAUGCCGCGCAUUUUUCCUUCUGCUGCUUCUUGUACAUAUUCUUCCCCUUUC
This is a messenger RNA of Volvox carteri f. nagariensis, 2019 nucleotides long. RefSeq names its product strictosidine synthase (gene str1). Gene Ontology annotation, molecular function: strictosidine synthase activity. Gene Ontology annotation, biological process: biosynthetic process. NCBI's taxonomy places the organism in Eukaryota, Viridiplantae, Chlorophyta, Chlorophyceae, Chlamydomonadales, Volvocaceae. The transcript has 11 exons. The coding region runs from base 52 to 1338 and encodes 428 amino acids. The record is from RefSeq and is a predicted model, not a curated record.